Cordyceps fumosorosea ARSEF 2679 is the source of this 1086-nucleotide messenger RNA. Its product is annotated as Taurine catabolism dioxygenase TauD/TfdA. Gene Ontology annotation, cellular component: cytoplasm. Bases 1 to 1086 code for a protein of 361 amino acids. Gene Ontology annotation, molecular function: 2-oxoglutarate-dependent dioxygenase activity. Lineage: Eukaryota; Fungi; Ascomycota; Sordariomycetes; Hypocreales; Cordycipitaceae. The record is from RefSeq and is a predicted model, not a curated record. The transcript is spliced from 4 exons.
AUGUCGCCCACCGCCGUCGACGCUACCCGGGUCGUCCCCGUCCCGACCAAGGGCAAGGCCUCGGCGCCGCUCAACGUCACCGGCGCCCUGCACCACCUCGAGUCCUUCGAGCUCAGCCCGACCAUCGGCCGCGAGUAUCCCCGCGCCGACCUGGCCGAGAUCCUACGCGCGCCCAACUCGGACGAGCUGAUCCGGGACCUCGCCGUGACCAUCUCUGAACGCGGCGUCGUCGUCUUCCGCGCCCAGGACAACCUCACCAACGACCUGCAAAAGGAGCUCAUCGAGCGCCUCGGCCGCCUGACCGGCCGCCCGGCCGAGUCCGGCCUGCACGUCCACCCGCUGCUCAACCCGGGCCGCGAGCUCGGCGGCGACGACCCGGAGAUUAGCGUCAUCAGCUCCGUCCAGCGCGAAAAGUACUACAAGGAGACUACCGUCGAUGGGUUGAGCACCAAGAAGCAGACCAACGCCCAGUGGCACAGCGACAUUGCCUUUGAGCCCUUUCCCGCCGACUACUCCUCACUGCGACUGACGCAGCUGCCCAAGACGGGUGGCGACACCCUGUUCGCCUCCGGCUACGAAAUCUACGACAAGCUCAGCGCGCCCUACCAAAAGUUCCUCGAAGGCCUCAGCGUCACCUUUGAGCAGCCCGGCUUCGGCAAGACGGCCGCCAGCAACGGCUUCGCCCUCUGGGACAAGCCGCGCGGCAACCCGGCCAACGUCGGCACCGAGCUCAAGGCCGUCCACCCGGUCGUCCGCACCAACCCGGUGACGGGCUGGAAGAGCGUCUUCCCCGUCGGCGGCCACGUCAAGCACAUCAACGGCGUGACGGAAGAGGAGAGCACCCACCUGCUGUCCUGGUUCCUCGACCUGGUUUACAAGAACUACGACCUGCAGAUCCGCCUGCGCUGGAACAGCCCCAACGACAUUGCCAUCUGGGACAACCGCAGCACCUUCCACAGUGCCAUCUUCGACUACGAAGAUCAGGGUGAUCGUCUGGGCAUCCGCGCCGUCGGCAUUGGUGAGCGCCCCUUCUUCGACCCCCAGAGCACUUCGCGACAGGAGGCCCUUGCCGCCCGCAGCAAGUAG